This is a messenger RNA of Patella vulgata (common limpet), 864 nucleotides long. RefSeq names its product group XIIA secretory phospholipase A2. Gene Ontology annotation, cellular component: extracellular region. The transcript has 4 exons. Gene Ontology annotation, molecular function: calcium ion binding; A2-type glycerophospholipase activity. The coding region runs from base 133 to 702 and encodes 189 amino acids. The record is from RefSeq and is a predicted model, not a curated record. Lineage: Eukaryota; Metazoa; Mollusca; Gastropoda; Patellidae. Gene Ontology annotation, biological process: phospholipid metabolic process; arachidonate secretion; lipid catabolic process.
CACCUAAAAAUAGAAACAAAAUUUACGAUCACGGAACUCCUUUUUUUUUUGUGUUGGUUAGACUAAUUUUGAUGCCGAUUUUAAUGGGCAUGGUAGUAGGACCUGAUUUAAAUCACUAUAUAAUCAAUAAUCAUGGAUCAAAGAAGUGAUGAAUGGAUAUCCACGAAAGUUUUGUUUUGUUUUGUAUUAUUUUGUGCGUCGGUGUGUGGCGAAGCCUCUCCACGAGUGGAAAACAAUGGCAUAGACUUCGAUAUCGAUAACCUGUUAUCGUCUCUUGAUACUGCUGUAGAUUCUAUAUUUGAUCUCCUAGGAGAUGCCGAUGGAUGUGUUCACAAAUGUCCCAACGGUGAACAACCUGUACCCAAUCCUCAUCAUAAACCUUCAAGUAAUGGAUGUGGUAUAUCAAAUGUGCUGAUUGAUACGACAGUUAUGCCUGGUGUUACCAAGUGCUGUGAUAAACAUGAUUUCUGCUAUGAUACUUGUAACUUUAGUAAAGAAAAAUGUGAUGAUAAAUUCCAGGAAUGUUUACUAAAAAUAUGUCAUAAAUUAAAAAAUGUGUUCUCUGAAGAUGCUCUGCAAGGAUGUAAGACCACGGCGGAUUUGAUGUAUGCUGGUGUUAUGGCUCUAGGAUGUAAACCAUAUAGAGAAUCCCAAAAAGAAGCAUGUCUGUGUCCCAAAUCUAAAAACAAGACUGAAUUAUAGAAUAUAUUAAAACAGCUAGUAUGUUCCUUGAUACGAGUCUGUAAUAAGGUUCCUCCAUUUCUCAGUAACCUGUCUUUCUCCAUUAUUUUAUGGAAAAUGUUGCUGACUAUUUAUUUUAUUUCAUUCCAUAAAUAUAAAUUUCUUUAUAUGUUUUUAAGAUAA